AUGACAAACAAUACCUACUGGCAAGCAUUUCCUACCAACAUGGUGGAUGCACCUGGCUUAUUGAUUCCUCAGCAAACACCACCUUCGCACUUGCCUCACUCUCAUCAUCACCCACAACAACAACAACAACAACAACAGCAACAGCAACAGCAGCAUCCCAAUCCGCAACAACAACAGCAGCAACAACAGCAACAGCCGUGGUCGGACGAUGCUGAUAAAAGAAAGUGGAGUCAGGAGUUUGGCGAAUUUGACAUCAAUUCUCAUGCGAACAAAAUGUUUCAUAUGGAUGAUUACAGCAACAGCAAUAACAACGACCCUAGUGAAGGCGAUAGUCCAGAUAGUGGUAGUGGAUCUCAUAGAAGACAUGAUUUAUUAUCAGAUUCUGGUUUGUUUCAUGGAGCCGAUCAAAAGCAAAGACGAAAGGAACAAAACAGAGCCGCACAAAGAGCCUUCAGAGAGCGUAAAGAACGAUACGUGAAAGAGCUUCAAAUCAAAAUCAAAGAAAUGGAAAACAAGCACAAUGAUGAGCUUCUUCGCGUCACUCAAGAAAACGACUCUUUAAAAGCUCUUGUCAAAAGAAUGGAAGCUGAAAUUUACACUCUCAAAGGUGCUGCCAUGGCGUUCAAUGUGUCCAUCAGCAAAAUGCGUGAAGCAGGUCUUGACGUACAAACUACCUCUGUCAUUCGCGAUACACCUUCUCCACCUCAAUCUGUCGAUCGGCAUCCGUCUCCUCCAGCUGCUGCUGCUCGUCCUUAUGACAGAACCAUUCCUCGAUCCUCCGCUGUUGCCACUCUUCGCGAUAGAGACGGCUAUUCUACCACUGACAGACACUCCUCUAUCCAUGAUCCUCUGCUUGACAAUGUUAAUCGAUACAAUAGCUCACCAGUGGUCUACAAUCAUUCCUACAAUCAUCAUGCCAACGACGCUACCACAGAUGAUGAUUUAACAAUUGAAGAUGAAGAGCCAGCACACUCUACAAGCUUUGCCGAACGAGAAGUAAGCCGGUUUGACCAUCAGGUGGACCCAAUGAUGAACUCUGGUGUCAAAAUGAUUCCCUGCUCUCAAAUCUGGGAAAGAUUAUCACAACACCCGAAUUUUGACGAAUUCGAUAUGGACCAACUUUGCGAAGAGCUAAAAAAGAAGGCCAAAUGCUCUGGUACUGGUCCUGUCAUUCCAGAAUUCGAGUUGCAAGAAGUAUUGCGCAGGAUGGAUUCUCGACAGAUCUAA
Messenger RNA from Mucor velutinosus, 1227 nucleotides. RefSeq lists its product as uncharacterized. The transcript is spliced from 4 exons. Gene Ontology annotation, biological process: regulation of DNA-templated transcription. The record is from RefSeq and is a predicted model, not a curated record. The coding region runs from base 1 to 1227 and encodes 408 amino acids. NCBI's taxonomy places the organism in Eukaryota, Fungi, Mucoromycota, Mucoromycetes, Mucorales, Mucoraceae. Gene Ontology annotation, cellular component: RNA polymerase II transcription regulator complex. Gene Ontology annotation, molecular function: transcription cis-regulatory region binding; DNA-binding transcription activator activity, RNA polymerase II-specific.